Clupea harengus (Atlantic herring) is the source of this 5207-nucleotide messenger RNA. RefSeq names its product UPF0461 protein C5orf24. Lineage: Eukaryota; Metazoa; Chordata; Actinopteri; Clupeiformes; Clupeidae. The record is from RefSeq and is a predicted model, not a curated record.
ACUAUAUAGCACUGCCUUGGUUUCUAAUACUGGAGUUUUCCAUCUCUGUGGAAAUGGAAUAGCGGAAAAUAAUACUUCACGGUUUUUUUCUGAAUGUGUUCCGCAUUGCUUAAAUAUUUAUGGCAUGGAACACCGCAGCCCUAAUUAAUCAUAUGUUAUCCAUGCAUAGAGCCUGAACUAACCCAACAAUAUCCUCUUUCAUUUUCGUCUCACUAAUACAGAUCCCAAGUUAUUCCUCGUGGUCAACAUGCGUUGCUGUACUUUGCGGACAUUACCUAUUUCUUUCAAUAUUCUGAUUUCUUGUGAAAUCGUAGAUCUGAAUUCAAACGAGUUUAUUAUUCCCCUACGGAAGAAUGCGCAUGCUCGGUCAUUCCCCUAGAUUAUUAAUUUUUAAUGGAGGUAGCUUCCAUUCUCACCCAGACCUGUCUCGAACAAGGAACCCAAACGUUAAAGUAAAUUAAUUUCUAGCAUUUUGGUUGACCGUGUAUCCUGCAACAAAAUCUGCAAGUUCGUUGUGGCACUAUUAACAGGAAAAUGAAGCCUUGGUAGGAUUUGAAGGAUGGAAGAUGUAUCGCGCCUGCCUUUAACCCUUUGCAUCCCAUGAUUCUAAGACAAUCGAGUUGAAGAUGAUGCGCCGACUCCCCAACACCAGCAGUGAUUACUGCAUGAGUGGCAGGCCGUCUUGCUUAGCUGAAGACAGCUGCCACCUCGCCACUCACUUCGACCUGUGUUCCACGCAGGCCAGCAAAUACUAUCCCUCUAUCCCACCACCUGGACAGAUGUCUCUGUCCCCACUGUCCUCCUGUCAGAACACACUGAAACCUUUGCCUUGUCAGCGGCCCUGCCAGGAACACCAUGGUGAUGUUCACCCCCCAGCAAUGGGAAUCAAGAACAAUGACAAGCCCGACGACGCGAAGAAAAAAAAGACUCCGGGCAGGUCAGGCAAAAGGGGCCGUCCGGCUGGAACUACAAAGGCUGCCGGGUACAGAACCAGCACCGGAAGGCCACUGGGCACCACGAAAGCAGCGGGCUUCAAAACGAGUCCCGGGAGGCCCAUAGGCACAACCAGAGCAGCUGGUUACAAGGUGAGCCCAGGUCGCCCUCCUGGAAGCAUCAAGAACCUCUCUCGCCUCACCAAACUGGGCUACGGAACCUGCAGCGGCGCAGCGUUCCCAUACAGCGCCAUGCACAAGAGAGGUGUAUGUGAACCAGUGGCCAAAGAGAAAGAAACAAAUGAGUAAAAAAAAAAUAAAUGUACACACAUACACAUUUUUAUGUGAUGCUUGUGAUUUAAAAGGUGCAUGUUUUGUUGUCCAAUAUAGGGUGUGUGUUUAUACUUUUAUCAGGACUUGUGUGUGUGUGUGUGUGUGUGUGUGUGUGUGAAACAGAAUCAUUGUUUGGUAUCAAACUAUUUUUUGACUAUAUCUUGAUAUUGAAGUGUUUAACUUUUCACUUGCUACUUGUUUUGUUGCGUUGUCAUUAAUUUGCCCUCUUUUUUGCUUCAACAUAAAAAUGUGCUCUGCUGUUGUUAAAUGGACACUGCUACUCUGGGGUAUAAUGUAAACUUUUGGCAAGAUUUAUGUUGGGGCAAAUUUUACUGACCUCCGCAUAAGAGCUCAUAUUCUUUUUUCUGUGUGGAAAACCUACAACCAAUCUAAAGACCACACAUGAAUAUAAUUCGUUAAUACUUUAUUCUCAGAUGUGUAUUUUAAAAGAAAUCAAAUUGGUAAAAUGGGUAACACAAGAUUAAUUUGGUGGCAGCAUCCUUGAAAGAACCCUAGGUUUUGAGACAUUGUACAGAGACAGCCAUAAUUAGGUGGUUAGGUAGGCUAAAGGCUCAAAUGUAUACUGCAAACUACAACACCAUACUUCAGGACUACGCGUAUGUGUUUUUGUCCUAUACCCGUGUUCCAUUGUUACUUCAAGCUAUUUGACAAAAUGUUUUGGUGGAUAACUCAAACUAAGUUUUCUGUGAUGAUAAUGUGUUUAUGAAUCCUCUGUAACAGUAAAGAAAAGAAAACAAAUAGUAUCCAGGUAGGUGAGCCCAUAAUUAGUAGCCUUUAUUUCUCAGAUAAUAUUGCUGAACCAAUUUUUGCUCCAGUUAUUGUCAACCACAUUUCCUAUAAACUAGUGUUGGUGCCCUAGCUUUAAAAAGAAAGAAGGUGCCUUUGUGACUAGGACCCACUCUUUAUUAGCCUAAGGUUUAUAGCAUAAAAAUGGCCCUGUAGCUAAAAAAUCUACAAAGAUCUGUAAGAUUGGUAGCUGCAUGAUGCCACCUCAAAAUCUGGAACAGAUUCCAAUCAUAGGUCAACUCAAACUCCUGAAAUUCUAUUUAGUUAAAAUGAAACAAAAAUUAACACAGGUUUUGAAAGCUAUGUUUGACCAAGAUUCAUUCCUGUAACUUUGGCAGCCCAGCUGGCACCAGAUGACAUCAUGCUGUUGGCCAAUAUAGGCCUACCAGAUGACAUUCAAACCCAGUCCCGUCAUGCUGUUGGCCAAUAUAGGCCUACCAGAUGACAUUCAAACCCAGUCUCAUCAUGAAGUCAUAAAAAAAUGAUUGUAAAAUUCUAGAAUGUGGCAAUGCUGUUGGUAUACAGCUCACUGAGAUGCUACAGUGUGAUAAUGAAUUAGGAUUGAUUUUACUCUUUGGAGGUACGGUCCAUGAUUCCGGUGAAAGGUUGUUGAUAUUUGAGCUCAACAGCCAAUCAAAUUACACCCCUCCCUUCCGUGCUACUUGGCUGGAACGUUGAUGGCUUGGUCCGAGCCACUACGUUUCCCAUUUACAGAGCCAGGACUGUGAAUGAACACCACAGUUUUUUUGAGCACACAGACCGUGAGGAGCAAUUUGACAAAAAGUGUAUUUGACAGGAAUCGUUGACCGAACCUUUAACAAAGGGGGACUGUAUAUAGUGUCUGAGUGAAGUCAGGGAUAUGAUAAUGUGACAUCUUCAGAUACAGCCCGUCACCACAACUAAAGACAGAUGUUGUUUGGUCCGUGGCCUGUUGGACUCCUCAGAGAGGUGAGGGCAGCCUAUAUUGUGUUUGGAUAAGUAUAGUGUUUAGAUGGUAAGCUUUUAGGAUUGCUCUUUUGUUUUCUGUGGCAGCCCAGGCUUAAGCAGACCCACCUUUUGGCACUUUAUGUGUGUGAUUUUGUCCACACCUUCUUCACUUUCACUUUCUUUUUCACUUAUCUCAAACAUGGAGAGAUUUUCGGAGUGUUUAACGUAGGUCUGCAUUAAGAAAUAUAUGCUAUAUCUGGCACCAAAAUGGAUGUUACUGCUUGGACACGUGUUUCAAAACAGAAUCGAUGAUGACACAUUGUGGUGUAAAUGUUUCUUGCUUAUCUACUUGUUUUGACAUUGGAACUGUUUCUUCAAAUCAGAAAUGAAAAACAUUACAAACAUCUAAAUACAUUUGUAUGAAGCUAUUUUGUUGGCCAUAUGAGUUUUAGGUGUCGUUGAGGAGUUUCCAUCUUUACAAAACCAAAUAUAUCGGAGGCCUAUUCACAUCAAAACUAUAUAUUGUAAAGCAGACAAUCAAUUUGUUAUCUCACAAAACAUUUAUUUGCUUGUUGAUGUAGCCAAUCUAUUAUAAGUUAAAAGCUCUUUUUCUGAUCACUAUCUACCUGUCCUGGCCACUAUCUACUUGUACCGCCUGAUAAAACUACUACAAUUAUUUCUCAUAAUUAUGAUGGUAUAUUGAAAUUUAUGAGAUCUCUAAAUUACAAGAUAUCUUGAAAUUAUCUUAAAAAAGAAUUACCAUGGAGUCACGAGAUCUUUAAAAACAAGAUAGCAUGAGUCAUAGUAAAGGCGUUAAGUAAUUUUGACUUCAUGUGUCAUCAUUUUGCUUUAUUAUCUCAUUAUGUUGUGAUAGUGCUACUAUUUGGAGAUCAUGUUGUUACAGAACAUAGUAAAAGAUCUCAUAAUUCGAAAACAGUGACUCAUAACUACUAGAUCUUGCCUAAAUAUUGAGGAAAAAAUCUUUACGUCUUUCUCCGUGGCAGAAACGGGUUUCGGCUGUAAUGUUAUUGAAUAGUUGACUAAAUGCAGUGGCAGAUAUUUUAUCUUCUCUCUUUCACUUUGUAUAUUCAUUGUCUUUGGAGAAGGGCCUUUACUUAGUGCAUUACACCUACUUUGGUUUAUAAGUAUUUUCAUUCAUAAGGCUUACUGCAUUGCUGUCCAGCCUUUGGUUCCCAAUUUAGAGUGCAAUACCUUCGUUUCUAACCACUCCUACCACUGUAGACAUCAUGACUGUUUUUAAGUUAUUUAAUGUAUCUACCCUUUACCAAAGAACUCAAUGUAUCUGCCUCCAGCAAUGAGCUUGCUGAACUCACAAAAACUAUCAUUUAAAUGCAUUAUGUGCCAGCUCUUUGUGGACAAGAGCUUACUUACCUCAACAAAAUCAACAGAUACAGACUUAAAAAUGUGUCGUGUUUGAAACUAUGUUUGUCAAUAAUAUUUGUCAAUGAUGAUCAUAGAGAUAAAUCUCAACAAAAUGGCUUUCAUUUCAUCUAUAUGAUUGAUUUUGUGUAAUUUAGGGAAAAGCUUCCAUCAAGAAUCACUAUAACUAUUAUUAUGAUUUUUAUGACUUAUUCGACUCUCGCUUUUAAUACCUUUAUGUGUCACUGUUUAAUGUACAGUGUGUUUAUACACCCAGAGUGUUCUGCCUUUCAAAGAUGUUGCUUCUGUAUGACAAUGUGUGUUUUGAUUUGUCUUUCACAUAUUACAGUGUUGAUUUGAUGAUGUGCUCUUUAUGUGUAUUAUUCCUGUCUGAUUAUUUACAUUAUCCACAUUUCUCUUGAAUUGAAAAUUGACAAUUUUCACUUGAUCUUCAUUUUUACUUUUAGUGUCGUGAAUUUAGCGGUCAUACUGUGAGCCCUAUGCCUACCACAGACAUAAAUCAACCAAAACCAAGGUUUAUAUUCAGCCAUGUAUCCAUGAUACUAAUUGAUUUGUAUUUGUAUUUAGACAAUUCACCAAUAAACAAAUGACUGACAUAAAACUAGUGUAACUUGAAGUCACAACCACCAACAAAGCAAAUCACUGAUAUAUGUUUGCAGUUGUAUUUUUAAAGAGCUGUGUCAUUUUGCACCUAAAAGGCUAUUAAAAAUUAUGUAAUCUGGGGAAACGUUUUCUUGUUUGACCAUAGCCUAUGUGCAUGUUAGACGAGUGUUUGAGAAUCUGUGUAAUAAACCUUAAAUAAAUCUG